This is a messenger RNA of Loa loa (African eye worm), 1995 nucleotides long. RefSeq lists its product as hypothetical. Gene Ontology annotation, molecular function: protein binding; guanyl-nucleotide exchange factor activity; phospholipid binding. Bases 1 to 1995 code for a protein of 664 amino acids. The record is from RefSeq and is a predicted model, not a curated record. The transcript is spliced from 12 exons. Gene Ontology annotation, biological process: regulation of ARF protein signal transduction. Lineage: Eukaryota; Metazoa; Nematoda; Chromadorea; Rhabditida; Onchocercidae.
AUGACAGAAGUGCUUCUUGGACACGAUUUAGUAAGGUCUCCACUCGACUCGAAAAAGGUGUCGGAGAACUCACUGAAGAAUGGAGCACCACGUUCUGAAUUCUUUUUGAUGACUGGUGACAAAAUGAUCAGUUUAAACCAUAAAAUAUCUCCUCGAUAUGCCGAGAUGCACUGCGAGCAGCUGCCGCCAACAACGGAAAAAGUAAACUUACCCGCACCUAGAAAACCGUUUGACGAUUUUCCUUCAGCAAUGCAAGAAAAAUCAAGAAAUAGGAGAUUUAAUCCAGAAUCUGCGGUGCCUGCAUCACAAUCUGAAAAUGGACUUCAUGAAAAAGAAUGUCUCCAGGAUAUCGAUAUUGAGGAGGAGAAUUCAUCAGUGACGAUAAACAUAGAUAGGAACAACUUAAGUUGUACAGUAGAAGCAAGUGGAUCCAUGAUAACUGUUUCCAGUGCUUUGUCGUCGCACUGCAGCAAUUUUGCGGUAGCUUCACACAGUCCGAAGAAUGAGCGUCAAAAUGCCGUUGUGAUGAAAUCGUUUGAAAUUAGUCGAAGCGAACCAAACAGCCCCUCAAAGACUUCUGUUCCCGAUUACGACAGGUCAGAAUUUGAUACUGAGGCACCUGUGCGUCUUGCUAAACGGCUCUUUGUAUUAGAUGGUUUCAAAAGAGAAGAUGUUGCAGCCCAUUUAUCGAAAACGAAUGAAUUUGGUAUAUCCGUUGCCGAAGAAUAUUGUGCCUUGUUCAAUUUCUCCGGCAUUCGUUUGGAUGCAGCACUACGUGACUUCCUUUCAAGAUUUUGUCUUACGGGUGAAACUCAAGAAAGGACUCGUAUCAGCGAACAUUUCGCAAAGCGUUAUUACGAAUGCAAUCCUACACUUUUCAGAAGCGCGGACCAGGUCCAUGCACUUACUUGUGCCUUGCUGCUGCUGAAUUCGGAUUUACAUGGUCCGAAUGUUGGGCGGCGGAUGUCUAGUCGUGAUUUCGUAGAUAAUCUAGGCUAUACAGAACAUGUUUUCGAUUGCUCUUUGUUGAAGACUUUAUAUGUAGCCAUCAAGGAACAACCUAUCAAAUGGGUUGGUGAUGAUGAUCAGAUUGAGUAUAAAACUGGUUGGGUUGUGAGGAAAUAUGUUUUUGAUAGAGAUGGAAAGCGAACUCCAUUUGGUCGCCGCGGUUGGAAGAUGGUUUAUGCGCGACUUCGAGGGAUGGUUCUUUACUUGCAUAAAGAUGAGAGCGGUUUCCGACGUGGCCGUUUCCAGACAUUCAAUAAUGCCAUCCUUCUGCAUCAUGCGCUGGCUGAAAAACCUGAAGAUUACAACAAGCGGCAGCAUGUGUUCAAACUGCGGACAGCUAAUCUCGGUGAAACACUUUUUCAAACGAGUGAUCCAAGCGAAGUGCAGCAAUGGAUUGAUACGAUCAAUUAUGUUGCUGCAGCUUUCUCUUCGCCAGCAUUACCAGCAUCUGUUUCAAAUCAGAUUGAAGUUUUUCACAAACCUCUGUUACCUAGCGCGCCGUCAGGCCUAUCAAUAGCGGAGCAGCUAAAAAUACAUGAAAAAAAAGAGGAAGAAAUGAAGUUAAGACUUGAAGAGCUUAUGAAAACAGCACCAUCACUGAAAGCUAAAGGCCAUAUUGUGCAAGACUUUUUUUACAAAGAACGUUUUCUGUAUCAAGAAAAAGAACGUUACCAGCGUUAUGUUGAAAUUUUGCGUGAGAAUCUUAGUGCACUUUCGCCGUCACAUUCGACGGCAAUACGUGUAGAGCCCGUUAUAGGAACUUAUCGACUGGGAGAUACAGGGAAGUCAUCUAGUUCUAUCCAGAACAAAAUGUUUGGUUAUACAAGUGUAGUGAAAGAGGAGCCAGAGGCAGAAGCGAAGGCUGAAAAAGCUGAAGAGGAAGAUUCCGAUCUAGAAUCCAAUGAUUCAGACAAAAGCGCAGGCCGUUGUAGUUACCAGGAAGCAAUAUUGCAAAAUCCAGGUCCCCACUUGUUAAUAUCAAAAUGA